Messenger RNA from Drosophila guanche, 4761 nucleotides. Its product is annotated as (E3-independent) E2 ubiquitin-conjugating enzyme UBE2O. The record is from RefSeq and is a predicted model, not a curated record. The transcript has 10 exons. Bases 236 to 4456 code for a protein of 1406 amino acids. NCBI's taxonomy places the organism in Eukaryota, Metazoa, Arthropoda, Insecta, Diptera, Drosophilidae.
GUCUCGUUUUGUUUUUGUUGUAGAAUUUGAAUGUUUUAUUUAUAGUUUUAAUUUCAAAAGAAAUCGGAAAGAAAAUUUACUUGCACACCGAAUAUAACCGCGUAAAAAUUGAUUGCGGGCUCAAUAGCGUUUUCCGUAUAGAGUCGUGUCGCACCAGAGAGUUGCCGUAAAAAUCGUUUAAAGGAGUCCAAGUCGUUGGGAACUCGCCACGCAAAUUUUCAUCAUUGGUAAUAAUAUGUCGAGUCGUGAGGCGGGUGCUGACAAAAAUGUUGGCACCCUCCCUAAAAACCUGGUGGAGGACACAGAAGAGCUUCGCCAGGGAGGCGGUGCAUCAAGCAUUCGCAAGACGGGCGGCGGAGCAGUCGAGUCCCGGAAUGAAAAAAAAAACAGCCCCUGCCUUUUCUUUUUCGAGGAUGAGGUCUUUCGCAUUGAUUCGCGGGGUCGCGUGCACUUUGGGGUCGUAACCGAGACGGCCGAGUCGCACUCAUCGGAGGACGAGGAUGAUAACGAUCCGCUGUUUACGGGCGAGGUUCGUGUGUCCUUCUAUCCCGAUGGCAAGGAACAGAUUCGAAAGGAGUCAGCGAUUGGCCUCGCAGACCGCACAUUGAUGCCUGGCGAUGUUGUGCGUCGCCGCCUGCCUGGCCAGAGAGAUCUCACUGGGCCGUCUGGCUAUGUGAGGAAUGUUAGCGUGACGGCGGACGUGAAGGUGCUUGGCUCCAAGUUCGUCAUCAAGAAUGUACCUGCGGAGCGUUUUCGUCCGAUCUCACAGUGGGCACGUGAUGUAACCGUAUGCUUUGACACCUGGGUGGGCACCACCAUCAAUGUGGACGAGGUCGCUGUGCUCAGAACUUGCAAUGGAGGCAAGUUUGAAAUUGGAUCGUCCUGUUUCCACAAGUUCAGGGAUGCAACGAUGCCUGAAGUACUCACUCAAAAUGUGAUGUUUCCCGGCAACGUGGUUGUGGGUCGUCUGCCGUCCUGUGAUCGCUUUCAAAAUCUAACUCCGGAUAUACCAUUGCCCGCAAAUCGCAAGCGAGCCUUGUAUGUCGUGGAAUCGAUCAAAACCCUUGGAGUGAACGUGGCCUGGACAUGUCGUGCCACCACAAACGACUGCAAUGGCGAUCCUCUCAAGCAGCCAAAAACUCAUAUCUUGGGCGAAGAAUUGAAGAAAAUGAAGCGCCUCAAUCUCUAUGAAUCUUACAUGCUUCAAAUUCACGAUCGAUUCUUCCUAACAUAUUCAAAACACGAUACACUGCUCGAUCAACAGGAGUGGGAGGAUGAAAUCUCGGCUAAAUAUAAGUCCAUUUACGAAAAUCAGGGAAUUGUCGAGACUAAACGGAGCAAGCCGAAAGGCUCCAGUAGUGGCAAUGCCCGCAAUAUGCCCAAAAUUCGACGCCUUUCGAAUAAGUCUGUCAAUUCGCGUUCACGUUCCAAUGGCGAUAUCGAAGCCGUCGCCAAUGUCUCACUCAAAGGCCGCGAAGCGGGCACUGGCUCGUCCCCAAAGCUUUCAACAAGCAACCAUGACGAGUCCGCGGAACUGACUGAGGAUGGUGAUGGCGAAGAAGUAUGCCUAGACGUGACUACAGAAUCGGAAGGCCAAGAGGAACUGGCAGCCGGACCACUACCAGUGGCAAGUGAUGAUAAGAAUAAGACACCAGUGGCUUACUCCACAAAUACGAGUGGUGUUGGCGGUAGUGUUGCUGGCGCAGCUUAUAAUCAGCAGCGGAUCUCCGUGCGGAUUGGCAAACGUUCCUCCAAAAAGAAGAAGCUUCAAAAGAAGACACUCACAUCACCAUUUAUUAAGAAACAUAUAGAUCCUCGCGACGGUGAUGAGAUUGUGGUGGAGACAUUAGUGGUACGCAGCACCGCGACCGUCGUGUGGCAGGAUGGCAGCGUGGAGGAGAACAUUCAGUCGACCCAUCUUUAUCCCAUACACCAUCUGGACAAUCAAGAGUUCUUUCCGGGUGACUUUGUAAGCAAGGGGAACGAGAACAACCUCUCGCAGACCGAAUAUGGCGUAAUACAGUCCGUGGAUCAUGAUGAACGUAUUGCGAAGGUCAAAUGGUUCAAUAUUUAUACCAAAAAGGACACAGUUCCCACAUGCAAGGAGGUGGAGGAGCUGAGCGUUUAUGAUUUGAAGGAUCACGCCGACUAUCAGUAUCGACCCGGCACCAUGGUCAUUAGGGUCUCGAAUUUUACAAACGAGAAUGUCAACUCGACAGCUGGCCAGGUGAUCGACAACUUUCCCGAUGGCCGUGUGCGCGUCUGGUGGGCCUUGGGACAUAUUACCAUGUGCUAUCCACAGGAUCUCUUUGAGAUCAAUCAGAGUGAUCAGGACCACGAUGGCUAUCUGUCCGAUGGGUCGGACAACUCGUGGGAGACCCAGUCGGAGGAUAGUAUGCACGGCCAGCUCACAGAGAAAGAGCACAUCAUAACGGGCAUCGAUAGCGUGAGCGAUGCACUGGGUAAGCUCGAGAAGAUCCACAAUCUGUUGCCGGACGCUGAAAAGUCAGAGGUGCACAUAGAUCUGGUUACCAUUUAUGCUAAUUGUCAUUACCUGGAUCGCCUGCUGAAGACCAGCUUCUUUGGCCCGGAUCAUUUCGAGCACACUUUGGACUCGAAUCGCAUCUCCGAAACCUACAGGGCCAUCCAAAGUAUAAUUAAUGUUGAUGCUGAUAUGGACUUAGCCACGACGCCAUUGAGGCUCCAGAUUGAUGGCCCACCUGUAAGCGCCCAGUCGACAUCGACGCCAACAAAGCGAAAAUCAUCAACCGAAAUAGACGAAGUUCAAUGCAAGCGAGCUGGCGACAUUGUCACCGAGGAGGAGGAAGAGCCAGCAGCCACAGAGGAAGAUAAUUGCGAAAACUCAAAGUUGAUAGCCAAAUAUCGUUGCGAAUAUAAUCAUUUGAUCGAAGUGGCGCGUAAUAGUAUUCUCGUAGCUUUUGAAAUACGGAAUAAGACAAAGAAUGAUUCUGGAGUUCACUCACGGGGCGAGAACAGCAUGAGCGAGCUGACCAACUCGGCCAGCGAUCGUGAUCCUGUCGAGCCAAAAGUGGAUCAGACGCCGUCGCCGUCGCCUACUGAGGCGAAGCCACAGGUGGUUGCUGAGUUUACGGACAGCUGCCGCACCGAAACCAUCGAGAUGUUUGCUCUGCUUAUUAAGGAACAAUUGUCGAAAUGCCGCAAGUUGGUUAAUGAUAAAAUCAAACGUGCACGCAGAGAGGCACAAGAAGCGAAAGAUACAGAUGAAGAACAUUCAGAUGGCACUUAUGAUAUUGAAACAGUGGACAUCGCCAUCGACCUCCACGAGGUGGAAUCGGCGCAGCCAAUACCUAAGGUGGAAGUUGAACAGAGCCUGUUAAAAUGCGAUGCCAUGGAGCACACAUUGGACCUGAACGCAUUGUCAGAGUCGCUGCCACCCAUUAAUCGCCCAAUGGCCUGCUCAUCGCCCUCGCCCACACCUGAAAUUGUCUCUCCAACUCGCAACUCACCCGUUUGCGAGAACUGCUUCGAGGUGCUGCCCAAUGCACCGCUUUCACAUCGCUUCAUUCGCAGUACGGUUAUACCGGCGAACAAGGCGCAGUACCAGCGAUCUAUUCAGCGUGAGUACUCCCUGCUGCAGUUGUCGCUGCCACCGGGAGUUAUUGUGCGUGCCUACGAGGAUCGUAUGGAUCUCAUGUCUGUGAUGAUGGUGGGACCCAAGCGCACGCCCUACCAGAAUGCCUUGUUCUUCUUCGACUUUCAAAUGGGUCGCGACUACCCGAAGGCUCCGCCAAUCUGUCAUUACACCAGCUACUGCACGGAGCGUCUCAAUCCGAACCUGUACGAAGAGGGCAAGGUGUGCGUAUCCCUGCUCGGCACUUGGUCAGGGCGUGACACAGAAAUGUGGUCGAUUACCAGCACCAUGUUGCAGGUGCUCGUCUCGAUACAGGGCCUCAUACUGGUCGAUGAGCCCUACUAUAAUGAGGCCGGCUAUGAGAAGCAACGCGGCACACAACUGGGCCAAGAGAACUCUCGGGUCUAUAACGAAAUGGCAAUCAUAAAACUAGCCCAUUCCACGGUCAAGCAGCUGCAGAAUCCGCCGCUCAUCUUCCGCAAUGAAUUGAUUCAGCACUUUAAGGAGUUUGGCACAGAGUUGUAUGACCGCAUACAGGCAUGGGCCGAUUACUCAUCUGAGGCACAACGCCUGAAAAUUACCAGCAUUAAGGAAAUGCCGGCGGAGUACAAGGCCCCAUGCGAGAUGCCCGAGUUUCCCCUACUCCCGUGCAGCCGUGGAUUUUGCGUUGCGGUCAAGGGUGUUCUAGCUCAACUGAAACCUGCAUUGGAUGCAUUAAAUACUGCACCGAAUCCCGCAAUGGAUGACGUGGAACCCGCUUUGGAAGCCAUCGAUGAGUCGACUGCCGAGUGGAUGGCCGUCGAAACUGGAAAGGCGCCACGCGCUGCACCAGAGGAGGGUUAAUUUCAAGCCCUCUCCAGCAAUGCCAGCGUUUUAUAUAAAUACACUCGAAUCUCUAUUUUUAAGCCUAUUCGAAUUGCUGGCAAUCGCCCCCUUUACUUAUACAAAAUGUACUUCUAAAUUAAAUUCAAUUUGUUUAUGUUGUCACACAUCCAUUAAAUAAUAUCUGCUGAGUUCUAGAAUAUAUAAGCAGCAAAUAUGUACGUAUAAUAAGUAGCGAUUAGCUAAGCCAAUUGGUCUAAUGUAGGGAAUGUCACAAAGAAGGUUUUAUUUGUAUCAUUUAAGUUGGCCCCAAAUAUCGGAUGUUA